Messenger RNA from Plenodomus lingam JN3, 744 nucleotides. The record is from RefSeq and is a predicted model, not a curated record. NCBI's taxonomy places the organism in Eukaryota, Fungi, Ascomycota, Dothideomycetes, Pleosporales, Leptosphaeriaceae.
AUGACCCCCAGGCACGGUCUCGAACUGCCCAUGUCUGGACCUGAGCCAAAACCGGUCAAUGCCAACGGAUGCGGAUGCACAUUCUCCGCUGCUAUGCCCGCCGUGUAUUCACUAUCCCCCUGGUCACUGUACUACCUGUGUGAUGGCUUGCUACCUAGAACCCAUGUCACGUGGGUAAACGCCACGGCAAGCUAUGCACGCCACGUCCUCGUUCUUCAGCUGAGUCCAACUCCAGCGCAUCUCUCUCCACCUGCAUGGGCAUCAUUGGCGCGAAAGCCGGGUGGACGGUGUCAUGCCACCAACUCGUUCUCCCGUCCCGCGGCGCUGCGUGACGACCCACCGCCGGAAGCAAGAGCCACAGCCGCCUUUAUCGUGUGGGCCGUCACCACCACGUCCCGUUCCCGCACUGCCAUGUCGUAUUUCGGCACCUACGGUAUGCAUUGUGCAAUGCUUUUGCACCUGUGGGCCUUCGGCUCCUACCGCUCCACAUUCUGCAACUCUGGGAUCAGUGUAACAGUAUGGACGCCUACUUGCCACUUGCACACUUGCAUACAGUGGGACCCUACCCUGGUCCGCAACCGCUUCUACUUCGGCCCAUUGCAGAAUGCUUCUGUAAUGGGUAUCAGCGCAGACGCUUUUCCCAAUGGUCCGCCGAUUGUGGGGUACAUGAAUAUCAACGCUACCGACUAUUUUAGUCAAAUAUCCUGUCAGCUUCACAUUAUCCAUAUGGGUCGUACCAGCUAA